Molecule: messenger RNA, 1053 nt
Organism: Prosopis cineraria
Lineage: Eukaryota; Viridiplantae; Streptophyta; Magnoliopsida; Fabales; Fabaceae
Exons: 1
Coding region: 179-721 (180 amino acids)
Source: RefSeq, a predicted model, not a curated record
CAAUCUACUUGGGAUUGCUUCACCACUUAACCAUUCCAUAGUUCCCUUUCUCUGCACUCAAAGAACAAACCACUUCACAAACUUAUACCCAAAUUGAUCCUUCCUCUUCCUUCCACAUCCUCACUAGCUGCUUCCCCUCCUUCUUCUCUCGACUUGUGUUCUUCUCACGGAACAGAACAUGUCCUUUCAGGCACAGCCUCAGCAGCCAGUUCAGGUGUACCCCAUCAGUGUCACAAACCAGCCACCUUCCCAUCAUUCCAAUGGAUCUUUUGGGGCAGUUUUCAUUGUCCUCGCUGUCAUUUUAGUCAUUUCUCUCAUUGCUUGCUUUCUCGGUCGCCUCUGCAGCCGCCGCCGUCCCGGCCCCGAGAGCCAUGGUGGUGGUCAUAGCCAUAAGCCCUUCAAGCAGCAAAACAUGAAUCAUAAUCACGACCAGAAUCAGAACCAAAACCAUCUUUUUCAACCCAAUGAGGGUGAUGUUGAACUUGGGUUCGACAAGAGAAUCCCAACCACCAAACCCAAUGGACCUGGGCAUGGGCCUGGCGGGCGUGGGCUCGGCUACGGAGGCAGAGGACCCAGGCCACUUGUCUUUGGUAGUGGCGGUGGCCGUGGUGGCAGUGAAGAGAAGGGCUUUGAGAUGAAUGGGGGAAAAGGAAGUCUUAGAGGCCACGGGCACGGCCAAGGGCACGGGCACGGGCACGGGCACGGGCAUGAUAGUCCUUGAAGGUUUACCUUGUGAAUGAAUAACAUAAUUGUUCCUAUCAUGUAAUUGGUUUUCUAUUCAAGUUUCUAUGUUCUUCUAGUGUUUUAGAUUUGAACCGAAAGUUUAUCUGCUUUGGUGUGAUUUAUCUGAAUAUAUAUAUAUAUAUAUAUAAAGGAAGCUUACUUUUAUACAUCUAGCAAGUUAGGAUCCAAUCAUCUUAAGAAGAGUGUUUGACCCAUUUUAUGAAUUGUAUGGUUGUUCAUGGUGUGAUAUGAGAGUCUCUUGGCUUUGUUUUUUAUGCAUGAAAGUAUGUGUCACUGUUAUUGAUUUUAUGCAGAAGAUGAUUUUGGUCA